AUGCCCGUGUCCACAGCUCCUUCCACAGUGUCUUUGGACCAGGGUGCCACACGCUUCUUUGCUGCACUGCGUACUGUCGCAGUGCUGGAUGCUGGCAAUCUGCUCACUGUGGGCAGUGGCGACGUGUCUUUCCUACUUCACAACCCAAACUACCAGCUGUAUGUUCGGAAGUGCUAUCCGGACCUCUUCUAUGCCCUCUACGAGUCGACAAGCAAGAAGCAUGUCGUUACCGGGACGCCUGGGAUUGGAAAGAGCUACUUCUUUUACUACAUGCUGUUGCGGCUGCUGCACAGCCCAUCGCCACCGCCCUUCAUCCUUUGNGAGCACUACGGAUUUCCUGGUGUAAUGGAGAUGGAUAAGGAGGCUGCGGAGGUUCUGUACAUGCCUUUCUGGGAGCAUAAGGAGCUGCUUGACUGCCACAGGUCCCUCUUCGCACUGGCGGCCUCGGCCUUCCGGGGGGAGAUGGAUAAGGAGGCUGCGGAGGUUCUGUACAUGCCUUUCUGGGAGCAUAAGGAGCUGCUUGACUGCCACAGGUGCUGGGUGUGA
Molecule: messenger RNA, 546 nt
Organism: Volvox carteri f. nagariensis
Lineage: Eukaryota; Viridiplantae; Chlorophyta; Chlorophyceae; Chlamydomonadales; Volvocaceae
Exons: 5
Coding region: 1-546 (181 amino acids)
Source: RefSeq, a predicted model, not a curated record